Molecule: messenger RNA, 550 nt
Organism: Octodon degus (degu)
Lineage: Eukaryota; Metazoa; Chordata; Mammalia; Rodentia; Octodontidae
Gene: Dmbt1l1
Product: putative DMBT1-like protein
Exons: 6
Cellular component (GO): membrane
Source: RefSeq, a predicted model, not a curated record
CCCUCCUACCAUGGGCCGCUGCACCCUCCUCCUCUGGCUGCUGUUCUUCCAGGCCAUUGUUCUACCUGUGGCAGGAUAUGAACAUGGAGCUUUGGGAGCUUUUGACUGGCCACAGAUACAACUCGUGAAUGGGUCAAGCAGAUGCUCUGGGCGAGUGGAAGUUUUCUACCGCGGCCAGUGGGGCAGAGUUUGUGAUGACCACUGGGACAUGAAUGAAGCCGACGUGGUGUGCCGGCAGCUGCUCUGUGGGCCUGCCCUCGAAGCCCCCUCUGAGGCACUAUUCGGCGAAGGCAAAGGCGAGUUUCUGCUGGAUAAUGUGGACUGUACUGGGACAGAGAGUUUUCUGGGACACUGUCCUCAUCCCGGUUGGCAAGUGCAUAACUGUGGUGCUGGAGAAGACGCUGGUGUCAUCUGCGCAGAGAACACAGAAGACUCACUGGCAAUGCCCCAAGUUCUUCCUGUUGCCAUCUCGACCGGACAACCUCUUGUAGCUGCUGCAAGCUCAGCAUCAUCAGCUCCAUCAGCUUCAGCUAUCCUGGAUGUUCACCAC